Messenger RNA from Westerdykella ornata, 1302 nucleotides. RefSeq names its product CBD9-like protein. NCBI's taxonomy places the organism in Eukaryota, Fungi, Ascomycota, Dothideomycetes, Pleosporales, Sporormiaceae. The transcript has 2 exons. The coding region runs from base 170 to 811 and encodes 213 amino acids. The record is from RefSeq and is a predicted model, not a curated record.
UGAGUGCCGGCAGUUUGGAUGCUACUUCCCGGGUUGAGUAUCUGGAGUGUUGAAAGUUGGGAAAUAUAAAGCCGACGAUGGGCAAGAGCAACCUGACGGCUCUGUUCUUGUUUGACUGAUCUCUUCUCUCCCAUCUGUCCGCCUCACCCUACCAACCACCUCCUCCAGAAUGAAGCUUACCACUCUUCUCCCGCUCUCCCUCGUCGGCCUCUCCGCCGCUCAGGCACCGGCUCCCUACACCGACGCCAAAUCCGGCGUUACCUUCAAUACCUACAUUCACCCGUCCAAUGGAUACUUCUUCGGCAUCGCCCUCCCGCAAAACACGACUGGCAACACAGACUUCAUCGCCACGAUCGGCGGCAAGGGAACCGGAUGGAGCGGCGUCAGUCUCGGGGGCGGCAUGCUGAACAAGUUGCUGAUCGUGGCGUGGCCGAAUGGCCAGAACGUGGUCAGCAGCUUCAGGAAGACGGCGAACUUCGGCUCCCCACCCGUUGCCACCGGCGCCUUCAACCAAACCGCGAUCGCCAACGGCACCUACACAAACGCCACCCACUGGACCUACACUUUCCUCUGCAGCAAGUGCAUUCUCGCCGACAAGACAACCUUUGGCGCCGCCGACACCACUGCCAAUUUUGGCUGGGCCUUCAACGCGCAGGCUCCGGCUCAGAAGAACAAUGCUGGUAGUACUGUUGCAAAACAUUCGGAUCAGGGGCAGGUGGCGUUUGACUUGACAAAGGCCAGGAGUGCGAAUUUUACUACGUGGAAGGGGUAUGCGGCGCCGCCGAAGGUGGCCAGGGGAUUUGAGGCUUAGAAGAAGUAAGAUUUAGGGAAAAGAGGGAUAUGGGGAACUAGCAUAUAUAGUUGGGACUUCAAGGUGGAUACACAACCGUCGAGUUCUGGAGAUGAAUUAAUGGUAGACGCUGAGACGAUCACGUGAUGUUCACAUUCACCGCGGUGACUCUUUUCCUGACUCCUCUCCCUAGGUAUCCCCCAAAGAUCGACCCGGGCAGCGCCUCUCCCGUCACUGCACAGAGACCUGAAGGGACUUGUGGUUCAACAAAGCACUGUUUUCUCAGCGGCCAUUUUCGGCCCACAGCAAUGCAGUGAUUAUCCCCUCCGCUUUCAGCCUAAACAUUUUUGACCCCAGCCGAACUCCCCGAAUCGGAGCGAUCAAGGCACGAUCACUGAGUGGAGAGAGAGAUUAUACGGUUCGAAUCUGCAUUUCCCGCAUAUACUUAAAGCAUCUCAUAUAGAGCGGCCAAUGUGAUUGGCGCACAAGUGACGUUCCACUCAUUGGAAGCC